AGAAUGCUCUAAUAGUAAAUUCGUAACUUCUACUGUAACCAUGAUAUUGUAUUUACCUUAUUAGUGCAUUGGUAUUGUACAUCUAGGAUAUAGAUGUUAUAGAGAAUUUUUCGUUGUGAUAUCACGGCCUUGUAUCGUUACCAGAAUGAUGAAAUUCAAACAUUAGCGUUUAUUUUGUAUACGAUAUAACCAACGACGAGACGCUCGUUCGGACGUUACUAUAAUUUGCAUUAAAAACGCAGGGACACAAACGAUUGUAUAGUUAAUAAUAUCGAUUAUUAAUGAUUACUGUGAAGAGUAACGUACCUAAGAUAAAUAAUAAACAAAUUGGUUUCUUUAUUUAUUAAAAUCUCCGCUGGUGUUUAUUCGUACCUUUGAAUAGUAUAUUAUAAAAGUAUGUUACUGUUACGUUAUUUGAAAUAUAAGAGUCAUUAGGACACCUUAGAAUGGUAAUCUUUGGAUAAAUUGAUGUUUUACUAUGCGAGGUAGAACUAUAUGUACGAAACGUUAAUAUAUGUUGGACUUAAGGGUGCCCCAACCGUGGAUUACGGCACUGACGUGUCAAGAAAUGUCUCGUGGACGGCAUCGAUCGAGGCUUGCGCGUUCCAGGGAUGCUGGCCAUAUUCUUCUGAUCUCACAACCCCUGUAACACGCCAACCCCCUCAGUCUAUGUCGCGAUUAAGGGCUCGCGAUCAGGGACUCGACGAUCGCGGGUAGACCGUAGACGACCAUGCGGUGUCGUAGCCCACGUAGUUAGACGGUCUCGACCCUUUAUUUUCAAAUAUUUCCGUUCUCCAGGACUGCCGGGGUCUUUUGUUAAUUUAACCGUCGUUCUGCGCCCGAUUAAACGAGACGGGACUCGCGCUCGAGGUUGCGCCCUAACACCGUGUCGUCCAACGUCCGUGCACUCGACGAAUUCUGUUCUCCGUUUCGAAGCAACGAAUUAAGAAAUGGCCAAUUUCCGGGGAUACUAUAUACCAUCCUUGGGAGCAACGAUGAACGUUGCUUGGGAAACACUGAAGGCCAAGUGGCCAGAGAACAGCCCCUGCAUGGAGCUUAUUCGCGGCAGUGGUACGGGACAACGCCAGGCACCUGGACACAGCGGCCAACAACAGUUCAAGUCCUUCGACGAAGGUCACGAUAACACGGAGAUGAUGACUAUGAACGGGGAACAAGUUUAUCGGGAUCAGAACGACGUGGCCAUCGCCGAGGACUCUUUCAGCUACCAACGAAAUGGGGACAAAGUACGGACAGGAAGCGUCAGCAGCGGCGAGUUCAGCGAGUACGACGAGGGUGGCGGCGAGUUUGCGACGGGUGUGAAAAUUAACGAAUGGCAAGCUGCUUGGAACGUCACGAAUGCCAUACAGGGAAUGUUCAUCGUCUCGUUGCCGUUCGCCGUGUUGCAAGGCGGUUACUGGGCCAUCGCGGCGAUGAUCGGCGUAGCCAACAUCUGCUGUUACACCGGGAAGAUCCUUGUCGAGUGUCUGUACGAGCUGGACACCGUGACGGGUCAACGCGUGAGAGUACGGGAUUCGUACGUGGCGAUCGCUAAGGAAUGCUUCGGGCCCACGUGGGGCGCCAGGGCGGUGAACGUCGCCCAGAUUAUCGAGCUGCUGAUGACCUGUAUCCUCUAUGUGGUGCUCUGUGGCGAUCUGAUGAUCGGGACGUUCCCCGAGGGCGCGAUCGACACCAGAAGCUGGAUGAUGCUAAUCGGGAUAUUUCUGCUGCCGCUUGGUUUUCUAAAAUCCUUACAGCACGUCUCCGUGCUCAGCUUCUGGUGCACGAUGUCCCACUUGUUUAUAAAUGCGAUCAUCGUCGGCUAUUGCAUCCUGGAGAUCGGCGACUGGGGCUGGUCCAAGGUGAAGUGGACCCUCGACUUCGAACACUUCCCGAUUUCCCUGGGCGUGAUCGUCUUCAGCUACACCUCGCAGAUAUUCCUGCCCACUUUGGAGGGGAACCUGAUCGAUCGGUCCCAGUUCGACUGGAUGUUAAAUUGGAGCCACAUCGCCGCGGCAGCAUUCAAGUCCCUCUUCGGUUGGAUCUGUUUCCUGACGUUCCAGUACGACACGCAGCAAGUAAUCACCAACAAUCUGCAUUCGGCCGGCUUCAAAGGCCUGGUGAACUUCUGUCUGGUCGUGAAAGCCGUCUUGUCCUACCCUUUGCCGUACUACGCGGCCUGCGAGCUCCUCGAGAGGACGUUCUUCAGGGGCAGACCGAAGACCAUCUUCCCAACGAUAUGGACCGUGGACCGCGAGCUCAAAGUCUGGGGCCUCGCAUGGAGAGUAGGCGUAAUCGUCUUCACUAUUCUCAUGGCAAUUUUCAUACCCCAUUUCAGUACUCUAAUGGGCUUUAUAGGCUCGUUUACUGGAACGAUGUUGUCGUUUAUAUGGCCUUGUUACUUCCAUUUGAAGCUGAAGAGAAACUCCAUGGAGUGGGGCGCGGUUGCGUACGAUUGUUUCGUUAUUUUUCUGGGGGUGCUUUUCGGCGUGAUCGGAGUGUACGAUUCGGGCACCGAGCUGAUCAACGCCUUCAAGAUCGGUCUACCUUUCUAAACGACUUGACGCGAUGCGGCUCUUUCGAUUUUCGUUUGCCUCUCUCGUCGAAAAUGGUAUCAUGUUCGGACACGCGCGCAGCUCGACUACUUUUUUCCAUUUACGUUGAUCUUUCGCGAACGAAACCGUUCAAACUUUGCCACGAGAUGUCUACUACGAAAAUCUUUAUCUAGACGUUAAGUUUGUUCCAGCGAUAUACCUAGUUGAAAACGUGGGCUACGCGAAUGUUGGAACAUUUCGAGAUUGUAUAUUUACAUUCAACCAGAACUCACACAUAUCUAGCAGAACGGUCUAUUUAAGGGGGGGUGAGAGGGAUCGUAGGAGGAUAAUCUACUCGCGAGCAUUUCUGCUUCGGGAUUGUCGCGCGUCUUCGUUUUUUCGAAAGUUUUGACAAUGAUCGUCGACAUCAGGGGCUUCCAUAGGUAAACAACUAGACUUAGCGCGCAGUUAACGUGACAAUAUCUUGCUAGUUUUAAGUUGUAUCGAUGUCUUCCACACGGUGAAUAUUGUACGUACGAGUUUAACUGCUGUUACACGAGUUUCGGGAUUUUAUAAUCGCAUUGCGGAUCUUGUAAUUUCUAUCUGUCGUGGACAUAGUGACAGAGCGGGAGAAGCUGAUUUGCUUUCAGGAGAAACCCUGAACAGCGUGGAUGUAAUCAGUUCUGUACGGGCGAGUACAAUUAGUUGUAUAAUCCAACGUCUUCCGAGGCCUCUACAGGUCGCAUAGAUCACACGUUAGUUUAACCAAUAUGAUCGUAGCAAAUUUAGUAGUUUGGUGAGACCUGCGAGAUGUUCUUGUUACUUAUUCUAUAUAGGUUGUCAAUUUUCCGGUUGUCAACAAUUAGACGCUGAGACGGUGCCCCUGGUAGAAGGCAACCGGAGAUACAGUUCGACUGGCCGAUUGCCAGCUAUCAGGCCCCUGGUAAGCGGCAACCGGAGCUACAAGUUGUCGGCGAGUUGGCAUGUAUUAGGUGCAGAGAAGGUGCCCCUAGUAGAAGGCAACCGGAGCUACAAUUGGACUGGCGGGUUGCCAUCUAUCAGGCGCAAGAGGUGUCCCUGGUAAGAGGCAACCGGAACUACUUAUGGGCCUCCGGAACAUUCGUUUUGUUUAUUCUAUUAAUUAUUUAUUUCCCCUCCGGCAACAAAAGCGAAAAUUAAUAUUGCCAUUUUAUUCGAACGCAUAACAGUCUGUUUCUAAUAAAAGUAUAUAUUUAUAAAUAAGGGUGAAAAGGAUAUUAAGAACAUCUCGCAGUCGCUGAAACGUGUUAUUUAAUUGAGGUACGAUAAUGUUUACGAAACGAGUCUUCCAAUGAUGUCUUCCAGAACAAUAAUACUAAUUAACGUAACGCGAUCUAUUGAUCGACGAAAAUCUUUGUCAAUAAUAUUAAACGUUAUACAUAUACAUAAAUAUAUAUAUACACAUAUAUAUUGAGAGUUAUAGGGGUUAAGCGUUAAUUGUUAAGGCUAUGAUCAAAUUUAACGUGUAAGUAAAAUCGUCGCUAAUCAUCGUUUCAACCAGUUUAUCUUUUGUCAUGGAAAUCGUUUCCUCCUUGGAUAACAUCAAGGUAGACGAAUGAUUACAUGUAACGUAAUAUUGCCUUGUCAUUUAUAAAAGAUCGACAUCACGUACAACAAUAAUCGUUUAUUCGAGACGUACAAUUCGAAUUUUAAUUCCAAUCGUCGACCAAAGGAACAAGCGAUGGACAAAGUCAGACACACUUGCGCGUGUAUAGAAUCCAAACUGCAAUAAUAUCGGAGAAAAGAAAUAACACAGAGUGUCUGGCCGAAGUUCUGUAUAGUCUUUGGACACUCGCAAACUUUGUUUUUGAAUUCGUGUCGUCGGUAGCUGAUAAUUGUAUAAAAAUGUGUGAGAGAGGUAAUUACCGUCACCGUUACAUAAAUCACGUUCAUUUGCGCGAUUUUUUCAUUGUUCAGAAACACGUCUGUCUCGAAGGAGAGAUCACGUGGCUCUCGUGACGGUUCGAGAAAAAAAAAAGAAACCUCAUUAAUGUGUCGUAGUUGAAUAUGCAUCGUAUAGGCGUUACAGAACGAUGUAAAAUGGGCUUCCAAAUAUACAUACAUAUAUGUAUAUAUAAAUAUAUAUAUAAAUUAUGAAAGACGAAAAUACAUUAUCAAAAUUUUA
This is a messenger RNA of Hylaeus volcanicus, 4695 nucleotides long. It is a transcript of the gene VGAT, whose product is annotated as vesicular inhibitory amino acid transporter. NCBI's taxonomy places the organism in Eukaryota, Metazoa, Arthropoda, Insecta, Hymenoptera, Colletidae. Gene Ontology annotation, molecular function: amino acid transmembrane transporter activity. The record is from RefSeq and is a predicted model, not a curated record. The coding region runs from base 951 to 2552 and encodes 533 amino acids. The transcript has 4 exons. Gene Ontology annotation, biological process: amino acid transmembrane transport. Gene Ontology annotation, cellular component: vacuolar membrane.